GUUGCGCCCUCACUAACACCAAUUGGUUUUGGCGUAGUGGUAAGCGCGUGAUCCAAUAAGUGGUAUCAGAGCAAGGUCAUGGGUUCGAAUCCCCCGGCUAACACUGGGGGGGAGAUUGUUGGAUUUAUUAAUCCAGCGUCACCCUUAGGAUUCGAUGGGCUUAACAUCCCACCCCAUGGCGCUUAACAUCGCAGCCCCUUGAGGACUCUGUGCUAUAAGGAAAUAAAGUUGCGCCCUCACUAACAGCAAUUGCUUUUGGCGUAGUGGUAAGCGCUUGAUCCAAUAGUUGUUCUUCAAUUUGCUAAGAUCAAGUCAUUUCGGGGUGAUAUUGUUCUUCAAAAUGUUAUGAAUGGAACGAAGAUUAUGUGGAAUCCUGAUAUCCCGGAAGUAGCAUCAUUUCGAGAUGGUUUUGCUCGUAAUGGAAUUGAUUGUCACCUUCCUCUUGGUUUAAUUGAUGGUGAUGUGCCAACUCUUUCUCUUGAUGAGGAUUUUUUAACAAUGUUUCCUCGGAAGACUAUUCUGGAUUUGCAUUCAACUGCUGAGGAAGGUAUAUUCAUUGUAUGUGCUAAGGUAUCUGGUUUACUUGAGGGGGAGAAGUGGUGGUAUAUGUCCUGCCGUUGUCACAGAGGUGUUACAAUUAAAGAUGAUAUGCCUUAUUGUUCUGGGUGUGCUACGUUUGUGCUUGAAGUUAUUCCAAGGUUUAGGAUUAAGAUUGAAGUCUGUGAGGGUGAAGACACAACUAUAUUUGUCUUAUUUGAUGCUGAUAGUCAACAUCUAAUCCAAAGGAAUUGCAAGGAUUUAUUUGCUGGUUGGAAGGGGAAGAAUGCGUGUGAAUAUCCUGAUGUUAUUAAGGGUUUAGUUGGGAAGGAGUACCUUUUUAAGGUUGAGAAGAUGUCUGACCACGGUGCGAAAUUUGACGAUUCAUUCAAAGUGAAGAAGGCUUGUGAUAAUGGUUCUGUUAUCGAGAAGUUCAAGCAUAAUUCUCAAGUUCAAACUCCUAAGAAGUUGCUUACCGAUGCGUUUGUUUCUAAAUUUGCUGGUGGAUCAAAUGGACGUCACUUGAGUGACAUUAUAGCUGAGUCUUCCAAUGAACUUUCAGAAAUUGGUGCCAAUACAGUCUCCCUUGAUGACAUAUCUCCGGUGGAAUGUUCCUCUGUUCUUUCUUCUGUUGGGAGUGCUGGUGAUUUUGAUGCAAGCUCCUCCAAACCUACCAAGAGGAUGAAGCUAAGGAAUGUUAAAGAGAUUUAGGAGUCUUUUCAGUUAUAAGACAUCAUGUGUUCCUUCCAAGUAGUUUAUCCAUUUUGACUGUGUCAAGAACUUGUGUUUUGCUGCCCCUCUGAUGUUGUUGUAAUGUUUCUAUUCGGGUGCUCUCUAUCACCUUAUGUUUUGUUAUAUUUUGUUAUACUGCCGAGGGGUAUUUUAAUUUUUAGUGAUUGGAACCUUUGCUGGUUGUCCUGGUUUUUUUAGAUGGUCUUUGUCUUUUGUUUUAUGGUUUCACUUUGAUGUGAUGUAAUGAACUGUCGAUGAUAUGGGAAAUCUUAUGUUUAUUUGUUUGUAAUAUUCUGCAGUUUAUUUUUCAUUUGGUUCUGGGAGCACUUAUAAUUCGACAUCAUCAUUUUCCUCUAACAUACCU
This is a messenger RNA of Lotus japonicus, 1633 nucleotides long. RefSeq lists its product as uncharacterized. Lineage: Eukaryota; Viridiplantae; Streptophyta; Magnoliopsida; Fabales; Fabaceae. The record is from RefSeq and is a predicted model, not a curated record. The transcript is spliced from 7 exons. Bases 346 to 1248 code for a protein of 300 amino acids.